This is a messenger RNA of Sinocyclocheilus anshuiensis, 2530 nucleotides long. RefSeq lists its product as uncharacterized. The record is from RefSeq and is a predicted model, not a curated record. The transcript is spliced from 5 exons. The coding region runs from base 373 to 2073 and encodes 566 amino acids. NCBI's taxonomy places the organism in Eukaryota, Metazoa, Chordata, Actinopteri, Cypriniformes, Cyprinidae.
UUUAAAUUUUCUCACUAAAGCAACUGUAAAAACUGAAAUGUUCAUAUCCUGUUUUUUGUCUUUACCUUCUAAACACAGUCUAUAAUUGCAACAUCUGAUUGGCUGACUUGCUAGGCCAGAGAGGGCCAAUCGUAGGGUUGGAAGCAGCAUGUAUUCGGCCUUAUGGGAUGCACCUUUUUUGUUUUUAAUUAUCAAGGUUGGGUUUAAAUUGUGGCCAGGUUCUCAACGGUGGCCCAGUUGGUGUACAGGGGUGUGUUGAGACUGUAGUACACGAGGGGUUUGACUCACCUUCCUCUUCCAGUCGGUCAGCUGUAGAGCUGAACUUCAACUUCACAUCAUCACAUCCUAACACAGGAAUCAGGAAGGUUAAGAAUGGCUUGUUUGAGAGGAUCUUCCGUCUUGCAUGUGUUGCUGCUAGCAACAUUAUUAUUACCAGAUUUUCUCUUGGCUGGCCCUGUGACCCGACGUUUAAAAGGAGACAAUGGAAGUGAUGAAAAGGCAGGCGUUGAAGCAGCUCCAAAACUAAUCCGCAACAGGAGAAACAUCAGUUGGUACAAGCAGCACUCUGACUUCUGGAGCUGGUACAAAUACUUCACUGACAAUGGGAACCAAGAGGGAGUUGCAGAGCUGGAUCGCGUCUAUCUUGCAUACUUGCAGAACAAGAAUGGGGCUGAGGCACGUCGUUCCCACAAGCUGUACCUGCAGCACCUAAGCGACAUCUACAAAUCUUGUGCCGAGUCUGAUGACCCAAACUGUGUGGCCUCGUACACCAACAGACCCAAACCCAAAGCUGAAGCACCAGUGCCUGGCCCAGUCAAGUCUUGUGAUCCUUACAGAGACCCAUACUGCUUGUACUCGAAGGGAUACUCAUAUUACCCAUACAUGACUCCGGCCCCAGCUGCUGUCAAAGCCCCUGCACCUGCCCCAGCCUACAUCCACACCCCUGUGGUGAAAGAUCCACGUUCUGGUUACUACUACCACUCUCCGUUGGUGCAACCCUUCCUGUCAGCUGAGCAAAGGGCUGAGCUGUUGCGCAUCUGUGACGCAGAGGAUGUCGAGUGUCUUCAGUACCACCUCCGUGCUGCUUACGGAUACAAGCCUGCUGUUGCCCCGGCCCCAUCCUACGCCCAUCUCGGCUGUGACCCUAAGACCGAUCCUCACUGCAACCCCCAUCUGGUCCAGAAGGCGCCAUCUGGUCUGUACCUGCGUUAUCCCCAUUGUGACCCUCGAGUUGACCCAUAUUGUGCUUAUGCUGCUGCUCUGGCAUCCUCACAAAAUCUUGAAGCCCCAUCUUCUGGCUUGGAGAGACCUUGCAACCCUCUCUACAAUGAUAACUGCAACCCUCUGACAGCCACAAGGUUCGGCAGCUUGGCUCCUGAAGAUCUGAAGGACGAGCCCGCCUCUGCAGUCAGUGCCAUGCGGGCACCUCCGAGCCCUCAUCAAGACCCUUAUGCCAUGUACCGAGAUGCAUCUGCUGGGGCUGACCUGCGAAGACACCUGCCUACACAACUCCAGCCUCCAAGGCAACUGGAGGAACCUCAACAUCCUUUGGGACCCCGCGGGAAGACCAAGGAGGGAUAUGACUGUUUCAUCGGGUAUGAUGAAGAGUGCUUCCCACUGGGUUCCCAAAACGAGCACCGUCCUGCUGUGCACAGGCAGCCGUCUUACCCAAUUGAAGCCUAUGAGCCCCACCUGAAUGCUGAUGGAUCCAGAAAUGGAGUAAUCGAACCUGAUCCUGACUGCGACCCGGAGUAUGACAGAAACUGCCGUUUGCGCCGCUACGAACCUGAGUUGGCUGAACCCGCCAGCCCAUCACCUCAAGAGGAGCCAGCCCAGGAGGAAUCCCACCAUGAGGAGGUCCCUCAGCAUAGAGAAGAGUUCUACCCUGAGGCCCCAGGCUACAACCAGCAGCAAUACGAGCCCUACGUGAGCGGACAAGAGGAUCCAUAUGCCGGAUUCGGCCCCCAGGAACCAGGAGCGACUAGUUUUCAGGAUGUCCUGAGAGGAUACGGUGGUCGGUAUCCUGGCCAGGAUGACCACCAUGCUUACAAUGGAGACUACAGAAAUAAAUAAAUACCUGUGACAAUGUAUGCCAAGAAUAGUAGGUCAGGACAGAAGUUUUUUUAUUUUGUAGAUAAAUAUUAAAGGCACACUUGUAGAAAAGGUGUACACAUCAGUUUCACAUGAUUUGACUUGGUUCGCUCAAAAUAUUUUUCGAGAGCUGCUGAAAUUUCCUAGCUCUGGAGUUUGACAGCACUUGUAUAGGAAAAAAAUAUUAGAUUCUUAUGAUUUCUUUCUGAUUCUUUUAACCCAUGUAAUCUGAUUGUGUGUUGCAGCAUCUCUAGGAGAGAUAUUCUACUAGAGGAGCACUUGAAAUAGCUCUUCGUAUCAUUUGUGGAGGGAAAAUUAAACAGAACAAAGUAUGUAAAAGGUGAAUAGUGUACUUGAAUAUACUGUAACCUCUCCCAUUUUGGCUUUUUCUUUGUAAGUUCACCCAACAGUUUCCCUUCAAAUUUAUAUUUAAUGAUCU